Tilletiaria anomala UBC 951 is the source of this 1846-nucleotide messenger RNA. Its product is annotated as putative GAL7-UDP-glucose--hexose-1-phosphate uridylyltransferase. The coding region runs from base 296 to 1450 and encodes 384 amino acids. Gene Ontology annotation, biological process: beta-D-galactose catabolic process via UDP-galactose, Leloir pathway. The record is from RefSeq and is a predicted model, not a curated record. NCBI's taxonomy places the organism in Eukaryota, Fungi, Basidiomycota, Exobasidiomycetes, Georgefischeriales, Tilletiariaceae. Gene Ontology annotation, molecular function: zinc ion binding; UDP-glucose:hexose-1-phosphate uridylyltransferase activity. The transcript has 5 exons. Gene Ontology annotation, cellular component: cytoplasm.
CUUGAACUUGGUGUUGCUUGGACUCUCGGGAGUAGGAUACCCAAGGCCAACCUCCCAAACAGUGAACAGGCAACGCGGUCCUCACCCCUCCGCAUUUCACAUCUCCCCCUUUUAUGGAGAUGAUGAGAGCAGGAAACAGUAGAUUGAAGUGAACAACGCCUGGAGUCAAGAUCGUACCUUGUCCACCUUAUUCGCCUGCUCGGCCUCUCUACCGCUAGGCAGGAAAAAGAAGCAUCAGAGCUUCGAUCAGAAAAUUGAUACUUAUCUGCGUCUCACAACACUGCUGGGUGUUGCCAUGCAGCCAUUCGACCCAUCUGAGCAUCCACACCGCCGGUGGAACCCGCUCACUGACAGCUGGGUGUUGUGCUCCCCGCACAGGACGAAGCGCCCAUGGCAAGGUGCCCAGGAGGGCGGAGAUGGGCCCGAAUUGCCCGAGUACGAUCCGAAAUGUUACCUUUGUCCUGGCAAUCCCCGAGCGACUGGGGAGCACAACCCAAAGUACAUAUCCACAACGUAUUUCGAAAACGACUUUGCAGCACUGAAGCCAGAGGAGGCGGAACCCGCACCUCAAGAGCACCCGCUUCUUCGAUCGCAAAAUGCACGUGGGAGAUGCUAUGUUGUGUGCUUUCACCCUUCCCACAAUCUAACUCUCGCCCAGCUCACCACGGCGCCUUAUUCGGCCGAGGAUCACAUUUUGCCCGUCAUCAACACGUGGAGGGAGCUCUACAGCAAAAUUCCUCGCGAAAAUCCGUUCAUCCAAUACGUCCAAAUCUUUGAAAACAAGGGCGCGGCUAUGGGCUGUAGCAAUCCGCACCCGCAUGGUCAGAUCUGGAGUUUGGACUACAUUCCUGAGGAGCCUGGUAAAGUACUACGUAACCUCAAGAAAUACGCACUCGACCCUAAGAACUACGAUACAGUCCUGCGGCCGCCCAAAGACAAUGCAGGCAGACCAUCUCUACUGCUCACGUAUGCGGCAUACGAGCUUUCGCUCCCGGACCGGCCGCGCGUGGUCGAUGUGAACCAGCACUUUGUCGCCGUCGUUCCUUACUGGGCACUAUGGCCUUUUGAAAUCCUUCUCCUUCCGUACAAACGUCAAAUCGGCUCGCUUGAAGACAUGUCGAAGGAAGAGCUGUCUGCCCUUGCGUCGCUACUGGGCCAGGUGGCAUGCCGUUUGGACAACAUUUUCGAAUGUAGCUUCCCUUACAGCAUGGGCAUUCAUCAGAAACCUGUUCCUACAGGACACCAGGGUGCCACCGCGGAAACUAAAGACCUCGGCGAGUUUGCACACUUCCACAUUCACUUCUAUCCCCCUCUUCUUCGGAGCGCCACCGUUCGCAAAUUCAUUGUUGGAUUUGAAAUGUUGGGUGAGCCGCAAAGAGACUUAACGGCAGAGCAAGCCGCCAUCAGGAUUCGGGCGAGCGCGACGACUCACUUCACGGCCAGCCAGUGAAGGGAAACUAAUUAGAGCAUGUGCUUGAGAACAAAGGCUAUGUAUGCUACAAAUAUGCGCUGCUCGCUGAAUCUCAUGUGAACUGUGAAGGGUGACGGAGGGGCAAUUGUCGCCGAGCUUGUCCUGUGAUUCGGCAACAGGUAGACUUCAAAAAGCGAUGCGGGAGAAAUCAAGUACGCGGUCGAGUUCAUCUUCGUCAUCAAAAUGACUCGUCCAUCCGACUUCGUCAUCGCUGCCAAAGUAGCCGUCAUCGUCGUUGCCCAAGUAUGAAUCAUAGUCUUCAGCGAACUCAUGCAGGGCGCGAGUAAGGUCAUCCAGGCGAGGAUGAAUGUGAGUCAUGAAAGUCGCAAGGUCGUCAUCAUCGCUAAAGAAAUUGUCGUAUGUAUGUGAUCGCCG